GUCGACAUUCCCUUACCUUUUUUUUUAUACCUAUUAUUGUAUAGAUAUAAAUCUCACCGUUCAUUUUGAGAUUCUUUUGAACAUAGUCAUUCUUUCUAAUCGGAACUCGAUAAAGAGAUCCUUGUAAUUAUGGCGAGAUUUGUCGCCUCGCUGUUGGCACUGCCUCUGUUGGCAAGUGCUAUUUCAGUCGAUUCAAUUGUUGCCCGCGCAGAAACCCAGCACAAUGCGCAAACCUUUAAUGUGAAUGAAUUCAUUCCUUCGAAGAGCUACAAGCCUGCCCAGAGUGGUAUUCCAUACCCUCUCAAAGACGAAUCUAUCAAGCCAUGGGUAGACUUGAACGAGCCAUCCUCUACUGCCCACGGCCUUGUUCAGGCCUCCUGCACGCCUCUGUCAGCCAAUAACCCCCAACAAUGGUGGUACGCGAAUAUCACCCACAACGGUCAAUCGUCUUUCAUGUCCUCUAAAAACGACUACACCGUUGUCCGUAACGUAGUGACGGACUUUGGUGCCGACAAUACUGGAGCUACGGAUGCAUCUAAGGCUAUUCAGAACGCCAUCAAUGCUGGUCCUUCCGGCGGUUCUGCACGAGGUUCAGGAAACUAUGGAACCACCGGCCAGCCAGCCAUUGUCUAUAUCCCACCUGGAACAUAUCUCAUGUCAGGCAGUUUGCAGCUCUAUGUCGGCACUGUGCUUGUGGGUGACCCGAUCAACCCUCCAACUCUUAAGGCUUCAUCCAACUUCCCCAACGACCACAUCAUCUAUGCCAAGGACCCUAAUUUUGGAGGAACCAUCAACUUCUACAUUGGCAUUAAGAACCUUGUCAUCGACUCAACUGCCGUCAAUGCCAACACCAGCCUUGGUCUGCUCGACUGGACCGUCAGCCAGGCCACCCAACUGGCCAACGUUGUUUUCAACAUGCCUGAUUACAGUACCGGCCACGUUGGUGUUACUUCGCAGUACGAUUCCAACAGCAACGUUAUCUUGAACGACCUUACUUUCAAUGGCGGCGCAUACGGCUUGAAGCUGUCCGGCCAGCAGUGGAUUUUGAAGAACAUCAAGACAAACGGCACCACCACUGGUAUCUCCGCUGGUGGAUUUAGUAUCACAUGCUUAGCAUGCUCCUUCGCAAAUGGUGCAACCGGUAUUGACGGAACAGUUGUCUCUGGUUCAUUGACCGUCAUCGAUUCCACUGGCAGCAGCCUCGGAAACUUUGUCACUGGCAAGAGCAGCACUAGUGGUGCAAAUUCCAUUGUUCUUGAGAAUGUUGUGAACGAGGGAACCACUGUCUCCAUUGAUGGAAGCGCUACUGUGACUGGUAACGUGGCGGACACCUGGGUGUAUGGUAGCUUGUACUCCAGCGGUAGCUCCAGUGGCGGACAUGUCAGCCAGGAUGUGUCAACCUCUCGCGCCGCCUCUCUUCUUACCGACAGCAAAUACUAUACCACCAGCGCUCCACCCAGUUUCCAGGAAUACUCGGUUGACCAGGUAAUCAACGUGAAGUCAGUCUCUGGCUUGCCUGUCAAUGGUGAUGGUAUCACUGAUGACUCGGCGAACAUCAACGCAAUCUUGAAGCAGUAUGCUGGCUGCAAGGUCAUCUACUUCCCUGCUGGAACCUACAUUCUGAACGACACAGUCACUAUCCCAGCUGGUUCUCGCAUCUAUGGUGACGCCUAUGCGACUGCUUUCUCAGCCGUUGGAGAAAACUUCUACAACCCUGCUGCUCCUACCACAAUGAUCCAGGUCGGAAACCCAGGCGAUACUGGUGUUGCCCAGAUCGUUGAUAUUAUUUUCACUGUUGCGGAUGUGCUGCAAGGAUGCAAAUUGGUCGAAGUCAACAUUGCUGGCCAAAAUCCAGGGGAUGUCGGGAUUUGGAACUCCCACUUCCGUAUUGGUGGUGCGGCAGGUAGUAAGGUCGAGACCAACUGUGGUGGCGGUCCUGACCAGUGCAAGGCCGCCUGGGGCUUGAUUCAUCUCACCAACACAUCCUCUGCAUACAUUGAGAACAUGUGGGGAUGGACUGCUGACCACGACUUGGACGGCAACAACGGUCAAACCAUCUCUACUGGUCGUGGUAUUCUCGUUGAAGCCACCAAGGGUACAUGGCUGGUCGGAACUGCUAUGGAGCAUCACACGCUGUACCAAUACAACUACAACAAUGCCCAGAAUGUCUUCUCUGCAUUCCAGCAAAGUGAAACUCCCUACUGGCAAGGUCCUGGCAAUGUCGCUACUCCCAACCCAUGGGCUGACAGCUUGAUCUCAUCCGACCCCGACUUCAGCAACUGUGCUAGCGGCGACGCUACCUGCACUAUGGCCUGGUUCGAGCGCAUUUCUGGCUCGUCUGACCUCUUCCUGUACAACGGAAUGGUCUGGGCUUUCUUCAACAAUGGUGGCGGCUGCAAUGGCGAUUGCCAGGAGAAUGCGGUCGACAUCUCGAACUCCAAGUCACUCUAUAUUUACGGCCAGCAAGUCAAGAGUGUGACCAACGUGUUUGUUGAAGGUAGCAAUGCUAUUGCCACCGAGUCUUCCAACAGCGGUGGUUGGGGAGGUGUAGUUGCGGCUUAUCUGCAUGAUUCUUAAAGGAUUCGCGAUGGGCACGAGAUCACGAGGAGUGCCAGUCAUUUUGAAGGUUCAUUAAUCUGUAUAUAUUGAUAAAGCGGUAUUUGUAUUCUUCGCAGAAAACGAAAGAUGGAAGAUCAAAGAAGUAUCAACAACUGCAGGGAGCACCCGAAUAUUAUC
Molecule: messenger RNA, 2736 nt
Organism: Talaromyces proteolyticus
Lineage: Eukaryota; Fungi; Ascomycota; Eurotiomycetes; Eurotiales; Trichocomaceae
Product: putative exo-beta-1,3-glucanase
Exons: 6
Coding region: 130-2577 (815 amino acids)
Molecular function (GO): polygalacturonase activity
Source: RefSeq, a predicted model, not a curated record